AUGGGCAGCUUCGCCAAGCUGGCCAAGAGGUGCGUGGAGACGGAGGCGCCGGUCAUGGUGAAGAUACAAGAGCUGCUUCGAGGGGUCACUGAUGUGAUGUCGCUUGCGCAGGGAAUUGUUUAUUGGCAACCUCCUGAGACAGCCCUGAACAAGGUCAAGGAAAUUGUAUGGGAACCAGCAACCAGUAAAUAUGGUGCUGAUGAUGGCCUUCCCGAGCUUCGAGAAGCACUUCUCGAGAAGCUUCACAGGGAGAAUAAGCUAACCAAGUCAUCGGUUAUGGUGACUGCCGGUGCAAAUCAGGCUUUUGUAAACCUUGUUCUGACCCUUUGCGAUGCUGGUGAUUCAGUUGUCAUGUUUGCACCAUAUUAUUUCAAUUCCUUCAUGUCAUUCCAGAUGACUGGCGUCACUGAUAUAUUAGUUGGUGCUAGCAAUCCCAAGACACUUCAUCCUGAUAUUGAUUGGUUAGAGAAGGUGCUGAAAGAAAAUAACCCUAUCCCUAAACUUGUUACUGUUGUCAAUCCGGGAAACCCUUCUGGAGCUUUUAUUCCCAAGCCUAUGCUACAGAGAAUUUCAGACCUGUGCAAGAAUGCUGGUGCAUGGCUGGUGGUUGACAAUACCUAUGAGUACUUCAUGUAUGAUAAAAUGGAGCACUACUGCCUAGAGGAUGAUCAUAUUGUCAACCUUUUCUCGUUCUCAAAGGCUUAUGGAAUGAUGGGGUGGCGUGUAGGAUACAUCGCAUAUCCAAGCGAAGCCGAUGGUUUCCACGCGCAGCUCCUUAAGGUGCAGGAUAACAUACCUAUCUGUGCUUCCAUCAUCGGGCAGCGCCUGGCUCUAUACUCAUUGGAGGCCGGCCCAGAGUGGAUCAGGGAAAGGGUGAACGAUCUCGUGAAAAACCGCGAGCUGCUUGUGGAGGCAAUGUCUCCCCUUGGUGAGGGUGCUGUCAAGGGUGGGGAGGGUGCCAUCUACCUCUGGGCUAAGCUACCAGACAACUGUUCAGACGACUUUGAGGUUGUCAGGUGGCUCGCGACCAAGCACGGUGUCGCAGUGAUCCCCGGGAGCGCCAGCGGAGGCCCCGGAUACAUCCGUGUUUCCUUCGGAGGGCUGAAGGAGGAAGACACGAGGCUCGCCGGCGAGAGGCUAAGGCGGGGUCUGCAAGAGCUGGUGACCGAUGGGAUGUUUCAUCAGAGCCUGGAAACUGAAAACACCGCAGUUUCUAUAGCUGACAUAACUGAUGCUUCGACGAACAAACCGACCAGGUGUUUUCUGAACAUGAAUGCCCAUGUUCAGUAA
Molecule: messenger RNA, 1290 nt
Organism: Triticum turgidum subsp. durum (durum wheat)
Lineage: Eukaryota; Viridiplantae; Streptophyta; Magnoliopsida; Poales; Poaceae
Source: the annotation of a GenBank genome assembly